GCUGUCUGCGCGGCCCGCUGUGCUCCGCCCCGUCCAAGAUGGCGGCCCUGGCUGUAAACAAGGCUGCGGCUGCGGCCGGGCCGGACGGCGGCCGCGGAGCUGGGAACAGCUGGGGCCCGACCGGCGCCGCCGUGAAGGUUCUCGAGUGCGGAGUCUGUGAAGAUGUGUUCUCUUUGCAAGGCGAUAAGGUUCCUCGGCUGCUUCUGUGUGGCCAUACUGUGUGCCAUGACUGCCUGACCCGGCUUCCCCUUCACGGCAGGGCUGUCCGCUGUCCUUUUGAUCGGCAAGUUACUGAAUUGGGAGAUUCUGGUGUCUGGGGACUGAAAAAGAAUUUUGCUUUGUUGGAACUAUUGGAACGGCUGCAGAAUGGGCCUCCUGGACAGUGUGGGACAGCAGAAGAAGCCAUUGGUCUAUCUGGAGAGAGUAUCAUUCGCUGUGAUGAAGAUGAAGCCCAUGUUGCAUCUGUUUAUUGCACUGUUUGUGCCACUCACCUGUGUGCAGACUGUUCUCAGCUUACUCAUUCUACAAAGACACUAGCGAAACACAAACGUGUACCUCUUGCUGAUAAACCUCAUGAGAAGACCAUGUGCUCCCAACACCAAGUGCAUGCUAUUGAGUUUGUUUGUUUAGAAGAGGAUUGUCAAGCCAGUCCUCUCAUGUGUUGUGUCUGCAAAGAGUAUGGGAAGCAUCAAGGUCAUAAGCAUUCUGUCUUGGAACCAGAAGCAAACCAGAUUCGUGCAUCCAUUUUAGACAUGGCCCACUGUAUAAGAACUUUCACAGAAGAAAUCUCAGAUUAUUCCAGAAAAUUAGUUGGAAUAGUUCAGCAUAUAGAAGGAGGAGAGCAAAUUGUUGAAGAUGGAGUUGGAAUGGCCCACACAGAACAUGUACCUGGGACUGCAGAGAAUGCUCGCUCAUGUGUCCGAGCCUAUUUUUCGGAUCUUCAUGAAACCCUCUGUCGACAGGAGGAAAUGGCUCUUAGUGUUGUUGAUGCUCAUGUGAGAGAGAAAUUGAUUUGGCUUAGACAGCAACAAGAAGACAUGACUAUCCUAUUGUCACAGGUUUCAACAGCUUGCCUUCAUUGUGAAAAGACUUUACAACAGGAUGACUGCAGAGUAGUGUUGGCCAAGCAGGAAAUUACAAGACUGCUAGAGACAUUACAGAAGCAGCAGCAACAAUUUACAGAACUUGCUGACCAUGUGCAGCUGGAUGCUAGCAUACCUGUCACUUUUACAAAGGACAACAGGGUACAUAUUGGACCAAAAAUGGAAAUUCGAGUUGUGACUCUAGGAUUAGAUGGAGCUGGCAAAACAACUAUUUUGUUUAAGUUAAAGCAAGAUGAAUUCAUGCAGCCAAUUCCAACAAUAGGUUUUAAUGUUGAAACAGUAGAAUACAAGAAUCUGAAGUUUACUAUUUGGGACGUUGGAGGAAAACACAAGUUGAGGCCCUUGUGGAAGCAUUAUUACCUCAAUACCCAAGCAGUGGUGUUUGUUGUUGAUAGUAGUCACAGAGACAGAGUCAGUGAAGCACACAGUGAACUUGCAAAGUUAUUAACAGAGAAGGAGUUGCGGGAUGCCUUGCUCUUGAUCUUUGCUAAUAAACAGGACGUAGCAGGUGCACUUUCAGCGGAAGAAAUUACAGAACUGUUGAGUCUCCACAAACUCUGCUGUGGCCGUAACUGGUAUAUCCAGGGCUGUGAUGCUCGAAGUGGUACAGGACUUUUUGAAGGACUAGACUGGCUGUCAAGGCAGUUAGUGGCUGCUGGUGUCCUGGAUGUGGCUUAAUUUCAGAACAGAUGUUUGUAGGUUACUGUUUUGUUUUGUUUGCAUGAUUUAGGAUUUUGUAACCAAGUCUGCUGUCUGAAGAGGGGACAGCUCUGCGGUUACAGAAAAAUGUAAGAGUUCAUGCAAGAUUGGAUAAUUGUUUCAGUAAGCUUGUGCAGUUAGUCUUUUUGAAACUUGGUAUGUGUACAAGUAGUUAAAUGGGCUAGUUAAAUGAGUGCCUUGAAAUUCUUUUUGGUGGAAUUAGCUUGUUAAGAUUUUAAAUUCUUAUGAAAUACGUUAUAAUUUAUGUAAUAACCAUAACAAGGUUACGGUAGUUAGUUGAUGUCAGAAAAAUUCUGAGUGAUUCAGAAAUGCUUUCCCAAGAAACUACUCCAAAAUUCAUAGCAAGCUAUUAGAAUAGCCAGCUCUGGUUGUGAGCCAGAAACAGAUGAUGCUUCUCUUAGAACUAAGAAAGGCAUUCAUCUGAAGCUUGUGUUGAAAAUUACACACAGGUAUAAUGCUAAUGGUAAAUGUGUCCUGCAUUAUUUAUUAGCUUCCUUGUUGCUUAUUGUAAGGAAGCACAACAGGGCAGAGAAAACUGAGAGUGGGGAACAGUGUCGUAGAACGAUGCAGCCAGGUGGCAUUGUUUAGCUGGCUAUUUCCAAGGGGAUUUUUUUUAGUGCUUUUUUGUAAGUCUACACAUUAUAAAUUAUUUAUGGAUAGAACAAAGUGAUAUUACAUUGAAAAUGUAUUGUCAAUGCUUGAGGAUGUAAUCUGCCUUCAGAGAUUAAUUUUAUUCCUCAAGAAGUCAAGUGAAGUUUAGAAAAAAAAUGACAAAACUCACACCUUUUUAAAGAAGUGUGGUGUAAUAUCGGUCCAUCUGUGUCCUCUUAUGUAGAAGUCAAGCCUCCAGAAUAAGGUAGUGGCCUUUACUUACUAGGUAGUGUGAUGUAAAAAGUGUUCACUAAUUACAGCCUUUACAAGAUCAGAUGGCAAAAUAUGAUGGAAAAUUUCUGUAUUUAGAUGAAUUCUUACUCCGUGUUCCACAUUCAGCUGUGUCUUCAUUUUCAGCAGUCAGUCCUUCAUAAGCUCAUGAAAUGCAGGUGUGACACUUUAAAUUUAGAGAAGGUUGUGAUCAUUAAGAGGCAUCUUCCUUAUCUGCAACACAUACAAUUCAGAUAACAGUUUUUUUUCUGACUGAUAUCCAUUGAAGAAUCUCCUGACCUCCUCUUCUAAUACGCAGUCACUGCUGGUUGAAGAAACCAGCACAUGACUCUCUUCAUCUCAGUAGGAGAGAUAGAAAGAACAAAGCCAAUAGAUCAAAACAGGAUAGUGUCACUUCUCUUGCUGCAAUUGAGGUGAAUAGGAGGAACCAGGUGGUAGAAGUGAUCAGCCUUGUUUCACAGAUAGGUAGGAGGAAUUUUCUGUCGUAGUAAAAAACACACUGACCAGUGAACCUCACCCGGUAGAGAAAAUAUAUUUCACAAUCUAUGACUAUGGCUUUCUUGAUAUUAUAGCAGCUUAAUGAUCUUUUCCCACUACGUACCUUAGGUAAAAACCAAGAAUGUAUAAAUAAAUAAUAAAGUAUGCUUGCACUUUUCUUUGAGAGGAAGCAGUUAAAGCAGCUACUUCCACAUAAUGACAUUUGUUCUUAGUUUUCUCAUUUCUUGUAUCUCAUGUAAAUAACAUGAAUUGUAGCUUCAGAUUAAGCAGGUCAAAUGACUUGGAAUGGUAGCUGAAAGAACACUAAGCUUUAAAAUAGUAGAAAUUUCUUAAAAGGGCUUCAGUGCCUGUAUAGGUACUGAGAAGGGGUAAUAACUCUUCCUGCAGAUAACCUUAUAAAUCUAGAAAUAGUUUACAAUGGGCGGAAGGAUGCUUUUCCAGCACCAAGCUGAAAAUGGUUCUCCUUUGCAGCCUGUAAGUUCUUGCACGGUAUGCUGCUGGCUGCUCUCGACUUCGGCAUCUGCUCAGCCUGCAGAGCAGUUUCAGGUCUAGUUAGUGCUGACUGUCCCUUCAUAGCUCUUAUUCAAGUACGAACAAGUUCUGCUAAGUGUGGUAGGUACCUUUCUCUGGAAUACGGGGAAGACAUCUGUUAUUUAGAAAAACUUGAACCUGUACUUUUGUUAUAGUGGGCAUAUGCCGGUUUUACAUUCCCCUUGAACUGUGAUUCUAAAUCACUGCUUUAAGAUGUUCAAAGUUUGUGAGUUGUGUUCUUAUUUGUUGUUUUGGUUUUUUUAAGUGUAUAUUUGAGGGCACAGGAAAAGUACUUGUACAUCUUUUUGAGCACAAAAGAUUGCUUGCUUGUGAUGUGUGGAAUACUACCAUAAAGUGUUUUUUAGUGGAAUUUAUUUAAGAUGACUUCAAGUAACUGUGAAGGUAUUGCAUUUGUCUGUGAACUCUUGAGUGUAAACUGGUGCACUAAGAGGUUUGUCUGUAUUAUAAGUUAAUAAAUACUAUAUAUAAACUGCUUCUGUUACAAAUUUAAGCUUGUUUCACCAGUUCUCUAGAACUUGAGUUUCAGUGUACUGACUUGCGCAAUGGAGGAUUCCCUCAACUAGAACUUACUCAAGCAUUUCUAUGAGGAUUAUUUGAAAAGACUGAUUAACACUUUGUGGGGAUAUUGAGUUAUUUGUGAAAUUAAGCGAAUGCAACAUCCAGUGACAAUGUUGUGGCUUUCUUUAAAGACUCUUGGCUCAGUAACAGUGUGCUUAGGAUAACUGGAAAAACUGUGGUUUGUCCCAUCACAUGACGUGGUGAUACCGUAUGCAUCUUCAAACUUAUUGUGCUUUGUGUGGUACGUGAGGGUUUCCUUCUGAGACAGUUUAAUUUCUGAACUGUUGGAUGUUACCUAAUGACUUUUGAAGAGAAAGGGCUCUGUUAAUGGAAAUAAUUAAUGAGCUGCUGCAGACUGAGUUGCCCAGAAAAAAAAGUAGUGAUAUUUUUUUUCAAUAAAGUUAUCUAAAACUUCUGGA
Coturnix japonica (Japanese quail) is the source of this 4732-nucleotide messenger RNA. RefSeq names its product tripartite motif containing 23 (gene TRIM23). NCBI's taxonomy places the organism in Eukaryota, Metazoa, Chordata, Aves, Galliformes, Phasianidae. Gene Ontology annotation, molecular function: GTPase activity; zinc ion binding; GTP binding. The record is from RefSeq and is a predicted model, not a curated record.